UCCCCCGCGGGCUGCCCGGGGAACAAGCGGGGUCAGGAUGGAAGGGCUCCUGCAGGGCUCCUCGGGGAAGUUCUGCUCACCGAAAGGGCGCUCGGGUACUACUUGCAGGGCGUGUGUCGGGAGGGAAGCAAGUGUCAGUUCUCCCAUGAUUUGGCCACCAGCAAAUCCUCCACCAUCUGCAAGUACUACCAGAAGGGGCAGUGUGCCUACGGCUCCCGCUGCAGGUAUGACCACGUGAGGCUCCCGGCGGCGGGCGGAGCCAAGAGUUGGGAUUUGGAGGGCAGGGGGCGGUGGGGGUUGAGCGCAGCGCCGUGUGCUUGUCCCGCAGAUCUGUGCGGCCCUGGCGAGGAGCAGCAGCGGCCCGGCGCCCCCAGCGGCCCCGGGGCUGCGCUGUGCUGCGGCCAGCCCGGCGACGGCGAGGAGGCCAAGCCCCACUCCUACCUGGAGGCCAUCUGCAGCGGGCUGGAGGAGCCCGGCGCCGGGGGCUGCCCCCAGCCCGGGGCUGCCGAGCAGCUGUGUCCCUACGCCGCGGCCGGCGCCUGCCACUUCGGGGAGCGCUGCCUCUACCUGCACGGGCAGCUCUGCGAGAUCUGCGGCCUCCAGGUGCUGCACCCCUUCGACCAGGAGCAGAGGAAGGCCCACGAGAUGAUGUGCAUGGCAACAUUUGAGCACGACAUGGAGAGGGCCUUUGCCAUCCAGGCCAGCCAGGACAAGGUGUGCAGCAUCUGCAUGGAGGUGGUGUAUGAGAAGCCCUCAGCCUCAGAGAGGAGGUUUGGGAUCCUGUCCAACUGCACCCACACGUACUGCCUGUCCUGCAUCCGCCAGUGGAGGUGUGCCAAGCAGUUUGAGAACCCCAUCAUCAAGUCCUGCCCCGAGUGCCGGGUGAUCUCCGAGUUUGUCAUCCCCAGCGUGUACUGGGUGGAAGAGCAGGAGAAGAAAAAUGAGCUGAUUGAAGCAUUUAAGCAGGGAGUGGGGAAAAAGCCCUGCAAGUACUUUGAGCAGGGGAAAGGAACGUGUCCCUUUGGAGGGAAGUGUCUUUACCUGCACGCUUAUCCUGACGGGACCCGCGCCGAGCCCGAGAAGCCCAGGAAGCAGCUGAGCUCCGAGGGCACUGUGCGGUUCUUCAAUUCCGUGCGCCUGUGGGACUUUAUCGAGGACAGGGAGAGCAGGAGCGCGCCCGGCGCCGACGGCGAGGUAGCCGAGCUGGGGGAGCUGUUCAUGCACCUCUCCGGCGCUGAGGAGGAGCCCGCUGCUGCCCCCUGAGGCCACGCAGCUCUUGAUUAGCUUUUCCUCUCUCCAGCACAGGUAGAACAAAACGUGCCCUGGUGGUUACUUGUGCAGUCCUGGUAAAGUUUUCAGAUAGUUUUUAUAUGGCAACAACAACAAAAACAACAACAACAACAAACAACAAAAAAAGACUAAAAUAUAUUUUAAAAAAAAAAGUAAGUUGGCUGCAUGGAAAAAAAUCCCUUAAUCCCAGGAGGGUUUUCUCCCUCUCUGGCCUAACAUAUGCUGUCUUGUGAGCUGAGUGGUAGUGUACAUACAGGUCCAGUGAAAGCUUAAGCUGGUAAAAACUGUUGCUAAAUAGAGUUUGGGUGCUUUUGGGUUUUUUUCUCCACUAAAUCAGCUAAAUGUGUAACUACAAAACCCACUGGGAAUAAUGUUCAGUGUAGGGUUUUCUCCUUAAAAAGGAGCUGAUACAUUAUACCUCAGAUAGUACCUGGAGUUCAGAGGAGAGUUUGGUGGCUUCUCUGGGUGUGUGGGGACAGGGCCUGGCUCUGCAGGUGCUGCCAGGCCAGUUCCCAGCCCUGUUUUACACUAAUUCAAGUGCUCAGUCAGCAGGGCUCCUGCUGGAAAGCAAAUGCAGCUGCACUGAUUGCUGAACUCACUGCACAAACUGGAGCUGGGGAGCUGCAGCAGGGAGGGAGGUGUUCUCACCCAUCCAGCAGUGGCUCUGCAGCAGCCCAGUGCCUCCAUUCCCCUUUCCCCAGCAAUGCUGAAGGCUCAGGAAGGCUGAGGGAUUCAUGCAGAGCUCUGCUGAGUUAACAGAAUUGUUACUGAAUUCUGGCUUUGUUAAAAACGUGGUUUCUGUUGGGGUGGCCAAGGCAGUUUGACUGUGGAAUCUGGUACAAGAAGUUAAUCCUGCCAAGUCAUUUUACUAACUUUGCAGUUACACCAAGAACUGAGUGUGCACUCCAGUGGCUGCUGAGGAACAGCAUGGACACACCUGAGCAUGAGCUGUCCCUGACUCAGGUCCCUGUAAAGCACUUGGGCUUGGAGUGACACUGACCAGUGCUGUAAAUACAGAUCAAGAUCUGGGGUUUAUUUUAGAACACGCUGGUUGCAGUGGAAGGCAGGUGUGGAACCGGUUUGGUUAUUAUCUAUAGCAAUACAAAAGCAUAAAAACAAUACUUUAAAAUUGUCAGAAAGAAACCAAGGCCAAGAGCAGAAAGGUUUGUAAUCAGCACCUGUGGAUCAGUGAUGGGCACAGUCCUGACCCACCAAGGGUGGAAAACCAUGAAGGAGAAUGUGUUCAGAGAGAGCUGGGCAGGAAGCUGCUGCCAGCUGGGCAAGCAGAGCCAGCCCUGGGUGGUGACACCAGGAUUGGGUCCCUGCUGGGAGGGAACAGCAGCAGCCUUCACUGCCAUCUUCACCUGGCACCAGAGCAGUGACUCCAGGAUUAUCCAUGCAGCUGCUGUUGGAUUUCUGGGUCAGGAGCUCCUCCCCUCUGCCCCUGCCAGCUGUGCCCUCUGUUCUCACCUGGAAAUUCAACUUUCCCAUCAUUACUCCCCUCUAAAGCCGAUUUUUAGCAGUGCUCACUGCACAGUCAGUCUUAAGUCCAAUCAGUGCAAUUACAAAGUGUAAUUACAAAGGAGCAGGUAAAUUAUCCCUGUGAAGGAUGUCACACACUAAGGUGAAUGUUUCAAGGGCACCCAAAAAUACCCCAGAAUACUUCCCCAGCCCUCAGCCUCCCACUGAAGCUCAUUCCCAUCUGCUCCUGCACAUUUUUUCUUUCCAGAAAAUAAUAGUAUCAAGAAUACACACACACACA
Molecule: messenger RNA, 3052 nt
Organism: Ficedula albicollis (Collared flycatcher)
Lineage: Eukaryota; Metazoa; Chordata; Aves; Passeriformes; Muscicapidae
Gene: MKRN2
Product: makorin ring finger protein 2
Exons: 8
Biological process (GO): protein polyubiquitination
Molecular function (GO): ubiquitin protein ligase activity; metal ion binding
Source: RefSeq, a predicted model, not a curated record